Scophthalmus maximus (turbot) is the source of this 1778-nucleotide messenger RNA. Its product is annotated as bile salt-activated lipase-like. The record is from RefSeq and is a predicted model, not a curated record. Gene Ontology annotation, biological process: chemical synaptic transmission; synaptic vesicle endocytosis; modulation of chemical synaptic transmission. Gene Ontology annotation, cellular component: cell surface; postsynaptic specialization membrane; synapse. The transcript has 11 exons. Lineage: Eukaryota; Metazoa; Chordata; Actinopteri; Pleuronectiformes; Scophthalmidae. Gene Ontology annotation, molecular function: triacylglycerol lipase activity; signaling receptor activity; sterol ester esterase activity. The coding region runs from base 42 to 1718 and encodes 558 amino acids.
UAUAAGCACCUGGAGAGGCAUCCAGUGGUUUCUGAACAGCCAUGGAGAAAGUGAAGGUCUUUGUGGUUGUCGUCCUGUCCCUGGGAACAGCCUCAGCAGCCUCUCUGGGUGUUGUGCAGACAGAGGGCGGCAGCGUUCAGGGACAAAAUAUUCCCCAAGGCCUUUUCCGCUCUGUGGAGGUUUUCAGAGGAAUUCCCUUCGCUGCCAAACCUGGAAACUUAGAGAAACCCAAACCUCACCCUGGCUGGGAUGGCAUACUGAGGGCGACUAAGUUUGCCAGUAGAUGUCUCCAGAUCAGUAUGCUCCAGACUUCGACUUUCGGUAGUGAAGACUGCCUCUACCUCAACAUCUGGGUUCCUCAUGGACGACAUGUGUCGUCAAACCUCCCAGUGAUGAUUUGGUUUUAUGGGGGAGGCUUCAUGGUCGGGGGCUCAAUGGGGCCAAAUUUCCUAAACAACUAUCUGUACAGCGGCCAGGAAAUUGCAGACAAGGGCACUGUUAUCGUGGUGUCGGUGGGAUACCGUGUGGGAACGCUGGGCUUCCUCAGCACAGGAGACUCGAGCUUACCUGGGAACUAUGGUCUGUGGGACCAGCACGCCGCCAUCGCCUGGGUGCACAGGAACAUCCGCUCCUUUGGAGGAGACCCGGACAACGUCACCCUCUUUGGAGAGUCUGCGGGUGGCGCUAGUGUUAGCUUCCAGAUGCUUUCCCCCCAAAACAAAGGGCUGUUCAAGAGGGCGAUCUCCCAGAGCGGCGUCGCCUUCUGCCCCUGGGCUCUCAACAGGAACCCACGCAAGGUUGUAGAGGAGGUUGCUGGGAAGGUCGGCUGCCCCACCGAUGACAGGAUGGUGGCCUGUCUGAAAUCAACCGAUGCCGCGACUCUCAGCAUGGCUUCUCCCCGCGUCACACAAGGCUCCCCGGACCAUCCCGGAGUGACGAGCCUGCUACUGAUGCCGGUAGUCGAUGGAGACUUCCUGCCUGAUCAGCCUGGCAACUUGUUCCGCAAUGCCGCGGACAUAGACUACCUUGCGGGGGUUAAUAACAUGGAUGGUCACCUCUUCACUUCGCAGGACAUUCCUUCCUUUAGUAACAAGGAUAAAGACGUCCUUGUAGAAGAUGUAAGGCGGCUCCUUGCUGCUUAUACCAAGGAGAAGGGGGAAGUUGGUUUGGACAUCGCCUUCGCCGAAUAUUCAUCCAACUGGGGGUCGGAACCUGUCCAGGAGACCAUCAGGAGAACUGCUGUGGACAUUGGGACCGAUUACCUCUUCCUGGUUCCCGUUCUGUCCGCCAUUUAUCUGCAUGCUGCUAACGCCAGGUCUGGCCGUACUUACUCCUACCUGCUGUCUGAGCCCAGUUUAUUGGCCGGGCCGGGCAGACCCUACCACGACUGGGUGGGAGCCGACCACGCCGAUGACCUGCAGUUCGUGUUCGGCAAACCCUUCGCCACGCCGAAGGCCUAUGGAGACAGACACAGAGACCUGUCGGGCUACAUGAUUGCGUACUGGACUAACUUCGCCAGGACUGGAAACCCCAACAAAGGAAACCUGGUGGUGCCCGUGGUCUGGCCUGAAUGCACCAGCGGCGGCCACCAGUUCCUGGAGAUCAACGCCAAAAUGAACGAGAGCUCCGCUGGACAGGACAUGAGGUCACGUUUUGUUCGCCUCUGGGCCAGCACCCUUCCCAGCCUCCCAUCGUUUCAUGCCACAGACGCCCUGUGAUGCAUUUCCUGAAUAAAAAAAAUCUGUACAAUAAACGUUACGAGUGGGGAAAAAAACAAA